Molecule: messenger RNA, 2406 nt
Organism: Branchiostoma floridae (Florida lancelet)
Lineage: Eukaryota; Metazoa; Chordata; Leptocardii; Amphioxiformes; Branchiostomatidae
Product: phosphorylated adapter RNA export protein-like
Exons: 10
Coding region: 65-1525 (486 amino acids)
Biological process (GO): snRNA export from nucleus
Cellular component (GO): nucleus
Source: RefSeq, a predicted model, not a curated record
AUUGCUAACACCAUUUAUAUUUUCAUGCCUCCCGUUUUCAGAAGUGGACUGUUCCAAUCAUAAAAUGGCGGGUAAUGUGCCUGACAUGGAUUUUGAAGAAGGGGAACUUGCGGAUUCUGAGUCUGACACGGAAGUUCCAGCAGUCCAGGAGGAUGCUUUGAAGGGAGCUGCCAAAGCUGUGCCUCCCCCGCUGGACCUGCUAGGAGCUGUGGGAGGGAUCGCUGUUCUAAACAACAACAACACAAUACCUGCUCUGCAGUUCACCGGGCACAGGACAGGGGGCAGUAACCUGAUGGGAGGAGCACGAGGGACUGGCCAGCCAACCUACAACAAAGGGAUGACCAUGGGUUACCGUGAGUCUAAAAGUGCCACCAGCUACAGUAGUGAUGAGGACAGCCAUGACAGUUUCAGUGAUGAUGAAGAUGAGACCCUGUGGAGGAGGAAGAGGAUGCGCUGCGUGGAGAACCAGCCAGGGGGCGCUGCAUAUGCCUUUCACCACACACCUGUGAUCAAGUCUCCACCCAAGCGCAAAGUCAACAACAUCUGGGCCUCAGUAGUCCAGGAACAGUUCAGUGAGUCUGUAGCAGAUGAGUUAGUGUACACAGGACUAGCAGGAGGCAUCAGCAAGGAGAGGGGCCCGGAGAGCUACGACUAUAAGGAGUUCACAGAACAUGUCAGUGACUCUGAGCAUGGCUCAAAAAGCCCCAUCAUGACUAGUGAGGAUGAAGAUGAGAAAGAAGACCAUCCCCAGGAUGAGAAGGAGGAGGAGGAGGUUGGGGAGCAGGGGGAGGAGGAGAAGGGAACCAAGAGGAAGAGGAGUGUGAAGGAGCGGCUGGGACCGCGCCCGGGAACCCCCUUCCCCGGAGGACCAAUCACGGUCACGGCUGACGACCCUCCAGAGAAGGUUGCUGAUGAGAUUAUCUACAGAUUAUCGGAGCCCAAGUGGCACCUGAUCCAUCGGAUAGUGAAGGUGCUGGGGGCGGGGCAGGCGCUACAGCUGCUCAGUAUGACGGAGGAUGUGGAAGCUGCAGGGGGCAUGCCUAUCCAUGAUGGAACCAGACGUCGCACCCCCGGUGGAGUCUUCAUACAGCUGCUGAAGUCAACAGCGAGUAUAACAAAGGAACAGAAGGACAAGAUCUUUGCAGAGGAAGACAAGAAGUUUCAGGAGAGGCAAAGGGAGGAAAGAAGGAGGAGGAGAAGGAACAACAGGAGCAGAAGAAGGCGUGGGCACGCUCACUCGAGUGAGAACGACAGAAUGGAAGAAGACGGUACAGACUGUGCAGAUGCACAACUAACCACUGCAGGACAGGACAGUAUAUUACAUGACAUGGAGAAUAUUCCAGAGGAAAAUCCUGGAAAACAGACUGAGGAGAAACCCCCAGGAAUGGUGGAAGAGGAGGAGGGAGAAGUUGUGGAGGAGGAAGGUGGUGGGGAUUGCAAGAUGGCUGCCGCCCAGGGGGAGGAGGCGAAGGAAAAUGUCGCUGAGAUAUCUCUGGAUCUUGGAGAUAAUGAAAUGGACUUGUAGACCUAAUUGUCACUGCUGAAUAGGAGACUUAAGCUUGAUGAGUUGUUGGAGAUUGUGCCAACAAUAAAAUGUGAACAAGUCUAUGGAUAAAAGUCGGACUGCUGUAACAAAUGGUGCAGUUGUCUGUAGGAAUGAUCUAGAUUAUAUGAGAAGAAGAUAUUUGGGAAAUUUUCUUGGAGGACAAAAAAACAACAUGUCAAAGCUCUGAACAUGUCAGACUACUCAUCAAGCUUGUUGGGUCUAUUUAGACAAAUCAUCGUAGAUGUUGCAACAUGUUUUACAGGUUUUUGCAUUUGCCCCCAUCUCCCCUAACUUGUGCUUUGUAAAGAAAUGUGGUGAUACCUAAGGAUUGAAUAAUAAGAAUAUUAGAAAUGUUCUAUACAACUGCUUUUUGUUUUGUUUUUUGUCAUAAAAUUAUAUGAUUGAUAAAGAUGUGUGCAAUGUUAUUGUUGUAUCAUAUAUCUUACCAGUUUAAGGUAGCUACUUUCUCAAAGUAUUGUAGUAAGAUGUAUUGAAAAGUCACUUAUUAUUUUUGAAGAAUUGAGAGUACUUAAAAAGUUUCUUUAACUUUGUGUUGUUUUCUGUUUUACUUUUGUUUGCUUUGACAGUGUGAAAUAUAACAUUAAUAGUUGAUUGCAUUUUGUAUAAUCUUACUGUACUGUCAGAGUCACGGAUAUUUUCCACAGUGAUAUCAGCACAGAUUUUUUGUUUGAUAGAUGUACACUGAUACGCUUUAUCCAAGUGUUGUUUAUAUUAUACAAAGUGGUGCUCUACAAAGAAACAUGACUAGGCAAAUUUGGAAAGAAAUGUGUAAUGUGAAACUGUCCAGUUUGCAAUUACAACUGUUGAUAUUUAUGUAGGCAAUAAAUGUUUGUACAUGA